AUGUCUGAUGUCGACACUGGAUUAAAGUCUGAUAUAAAACCCACCAAGAGCAAGCCGACUAAAAAAAGCAAGACCAGGAAGCUCCGAGGACAUGUGAGCCACGGACAUGGUCGUGUAGGCAAGCACAGGAAGCAUCCUGGAGGUCGAGGUAACGCUGGUGGUAUGCAUCACCACAGGACCAGCUUUGAUAAAUACCAUCCCGGGUACUUUGGUAAGGUGGGUAUGAGACACUACCAUUUGAAGAGGAACACCACCUUCUGUCCCACCAUUAACCUGGACAAGCUGUGGACCCUGGUGAGUGAGCAGACCAGGGUCAACUACAGCAAGAAGCCCGAAGGACCCGCACCCAUCAUUGAUGCUGUGCGCGCUGGCUACUACAAGAUUCUGGGCAAAGGCAAGCUGCCCAAGCAGCCAGUCAUCGUCAAAGCCAAGUUCUUCAGCCGACUGGCCGAAGAGAAGAUCAAGGCAGUGGGCGGAGCCUGCGUACUGAUGGCCUAAUGCCUUUUUGCAAAAAUAAAGUUUAUAAAAGAAA
Messenger RNA from Entelurus aequoreus (snake pipefish), 532 nucleotides. RefSeq names its product ribosomal protein L27a (gene rpl27a). The record is from RefSeq and is a predicted model, not a curated record. Gene Ontology annotation, molecular function: structural constituent of ribosome. Gene Ontology annotation, biological process: translation. Lineage: Eukaryota; Metazoa; Chordata; Actinopteri; Syngnathiformes; Syngnathidae. The transcript has 5 exons. Bases 1 to 498 code for a protein of 165 amino acids. Gene Ontology annotation, cellular component: cytosolic large ribosomal subunit; ribosome.